Messenger RNA from Gossypium arboreum, 723 nucleotides. RefSeq lists its product as uncharacterized. NCBI's taxonomy places the organism in Eukaryota, Viridiplantae, Streptophyta, Magnoliopsida, Malvales, Malvaceae. The coding region runs from base 1 to 723 and encodes 240 amino acids. The record is from RefSeq and is a predicted model, not a curated record. The transcript is spliced from 2 exons.
AUGAAGGAGGAAGAAACUAUCAAAAAGUAUUAUGAUAGGAUUAUGGCUGUGGUAAACAGCAUAAGGUUACUUGGAGAACAAUUUAGUGAGGCAAGAAUCGUGGAGAAGGAACAAAUAAGAGCUAGCAGGAUGGAGGAGCACCAAGAAAGUGCUUUUCAAGCUAAAUCCAAGGCUGCCUCGAGCACCAUUGCCUACAAAGGCAAAAAGAAUUGGAAAAACAGGCCUAAGCCUGAUGCUGCAAGAAGAGGGGAUCAACCUUGCAGGCACUAUAAAAGAGCAGGUCAUCCAGAAGAUAGAUGUUGGUUUAAACUAAAUGCUCUAUGCCAACAUUGCAAGAAAAAGAGGCAUGUUGAAAAGGUUUGCAAAAACAAAGGCAGACCUAGGCAGAAUCAAGCACAACAGAAAAAUGCUGAAGCUCAAAUGGCUGAAGAUAGUAGUAACCAUGAGGAGCAGGUAUUUGCUGUGUCAUGCUCAGCUGGCCAGAAGAAGGGCUCAAAAGGAUGGCUUUUGGACAGUAGUUGCACUAACCACAUGUCACCAGAUACAACCAUUUUCAAAACCUUGGACAGAAGCUGCAAAACCAAGGUGAAAGCUGGUAAUGGGCAGUUUAUCAAGGCUGAAGGAAAAGGGGAAGUGUUGAUAUGCACUCCCACAGGCAACAAAAUCAUAUCAAAUGUAUUGCUAGUACCUGAGAUUGAUAGAAACCUUCUCAGCAUUGCUUAA